Molecule: messenger RNA, 1623 nt
Organism: Adineta ricciae
Lineage: Eukaryota; Metazoa; Rotifera; Eurotatoria; Adinetida; Adinetidae
Source: the annotation of a GenBank genome assembly
AUGACGCACAUUGCUAAGGAAAAACUCGCUACAUUGCUGAUGGAGUACCCAAAACCUGCUGGAAUUGUGAUGGGUUAUGGAACAGCAGGCUUUCGCGCUCGAGCUGAUACACUUCCAUGGAUUAUGAUUCGAAUUGGAAUUCUUGCUGCAUUUCGAUCCAAAGUUAAACGAGCUUGUGUUGGCGCAAUGAUCACUGCCUCACAUAAUCCUGAAUACGACAAUGGUGUUAAAUUGAUCGACCCGUAUGGUGAAAUGUUAGAGCAAGCGUGGGAAGUUUACGCUAAUAAUCUGUCUGUUCUCGACGAUGAUAUCCAUAUUCUUUCGGAUUAUCUCGAAAACUUGAUGAACCAACUGAAUAUCCAAGCCAAUGAUGAAGGAAUCGUUGCUAUUGCUUAUGAUACUCGACAGAGUAGUCCACUAUUGGCAAGUAUUGUUAAGCGAGCUGCCCAAGCGUUUUAUACAACAAUUAUGGAUUUCGAAUUGAUGACAACACCACAACUUCACUAUGCUGUUCGUUGUUACAAUGACAAUGGUACCUAUGGGCAUUAUACCGAAGCUGGAUAUUUCGAUAAAUUAUGCACAGCUUUUCAAAACUUGAUUGAAAUGACACCGAAUAUUCAACGAUUCGAACCACUUGCUAUCGAUGCUGCGAAUGGAAUCGGUGCUAUGAAAUUAGCAUACAUGCGGCAAACAUUAGCGAAAUAUAUUCAUAUUGAGAUUUUCAAUGAUGGAACACGUGGUCAUUUGAAUGAAAAAUGUGGUGCGGAUUAUGUUAAACUCUAUCAAAAAGCACCGGAUGGUAUUCCAUUGACGAAUUAUUCGAAAUAUUGUUCGAUCGAUGGCGAUGCUGAUCGUUUGAUCUACUUCUUUAUUGAUAAAAACAAGCAAUUUCGCUUACUUGAUGGUGAUCGAUUCUCUGUAUUAUUCGCCUCGUUUCUUGCAAUGAAAUUAAAAGAAGCUAAGUUGAUUGAUGAUGUUAAAAUUGGUGUUAUCCAAACAGCAUAUGCCAAUGGUCGUUCAACCGACUAUCUCAUCAAUAAAAUGCAUGUCCCGGUGGCUUGUGUGCCCACAGGUGUCAAGCAUUUACAUCAUAAAGCACUUGAUUAUGAUAUUGGGGUCUAUUUUGAAGCGAAUGGACAUGGAACGGUCAUAUUCAGUGCUGAGUUGAAAAGUAAAAUCAAAAUGGUACUUGAAGAUCCGAAACGAACAGUGGAAGAACGAUUAGCUGCAAAUCAAAUUCGUGCGUUCAUUAACAUAAUUAACGAAACUGUUGGUGAUGCAAUAGCUGAUUUAUUAGCAACUGAAGUGAUUCUUUCCAUCCUACAUCUAAAUCUUGAAGGAUGGUUAAAUCUAUACGAUGAUUUACCACAACGGCAAUUGAAGGUGGCAGUUCGAGAUCGAACAAUGAUACAAACAACGGAUGCUGAACGACGUUGUAUAACACCUCCGCACUUACAAGAUUGUAUUGAUGAGCUUGUUUCGAAAUAUCCAUCAGGCCGUGCAUUUGUUCGACCAUCCGGCACGGAAGAUAUCGUUCGUGUUUACGCUGAGGCUCUAACACAACAAGAAGCUGAUGAUUUGGCUGAUAAAGUGCGCUUAGUAGUGGAACAGUUAACCAAAUGA